AUGGAAUCUCGUGGUUUUUAUCAAAAUAUGCAUGAUUCUUACCGUCAACAAGAAGAUAUUGAUCAAACAGAACUUUAUGAAUAUGAUAACCAAAGAACUUCAACAGCUGCACGUAUUCGUAAGUUAUUUGGUUCGACAUUGUUACAAAAGCCGCCGCAAAUAUUACGACGUGCACCUAACUUAAUUGAUUCAUUACCAUCGAAUGUUGAUCGAACAUUAUUAUAUGCAAAACUUUUUUAUUUUUGGUAUUUUGCUGCAUUUGGAUCACUUUUUCCACUACUUUCAAUCUAUUUUAAACAAAUGGGUAUGGGUCCAUCAUAUUGUGGUAUUCUCAUGGGCUUUCGGCCAUUUGUUGAAUUCGUUUCGGCACCAUUUUGGAGUGUUGUUUCAACACGUUUUCGACAAGCUAAGAAUAUUUUAUUAAUGGCACUUUUAUCUUGGAUUGUUUUUACUGUUGCUAUUGGUCUUAUUAAUCCACCCCCACAUUCAUGUUGGCGUGAAAUGAAUUCUACGCAUCAAUCAAUUGAACGUGUAGGUUAUAAAGCUACAACAAUAAAUCCAAAUGUAAAAACUUAUAUGAGACGAUCCGUAAUGCCAAUGUCAACAACAAUAUCAUUAAAAACUUUAAAACACACAACAGAAAUAAUUGAACAAAGAAAAAAUGUAACUUUAAAUAAAACAAAUACAUUAAAAAAAAAUCUUUUAAAUUCAACUAUGAAUCGAACUGUUAGUACAAUUAUUUCGACAUCAAAACAAUUAAAAACAACAACAAUUAAAACGAAUCAAUUAACUAAAAUAACUACUACUACUAAUAAUAAUGAUGAUUAUGAAGAUGAAGAUGAUGAUAUUGAAAAUGCUGAAGAAGAUGAUUCAAUAGAUGAAAAUCGUCAAACAACAACUGUAUCAAAUAAAAAACAAUCUAAUACAAAUAAUUUCUUACAUAUAAAUACACCUAAAAAAACAAUUGGUAAUCCAAUAUCAAUAACAGUUACAAAUCUUUCUCUUGUUAAACCACUUGGAUCACCUGUUUUAUAUGAACAAAAAGAUGUACGCAAUGUUUUUAUGGUUUUCUUGUUACUUAUUAUAAUCGGAGAAUUCUUUAGUGCACCAGCCAUCACAUUAGCCGAUGCAUACACUUUGGCAUACUUAAGUCAAGAUACAGAACUUUAUGGUCGACAACGAAUGUUUGGAAGUUUAGGUUGGGGUUUGGCAAUAUUUAUUGUUGCUAUGAUACUUGAUCAAUCUAAAUCUCUUACGUUUUAUGCCUGUGGAACUAGUGGACCAUUAGAAAAGAAUUACACUGUUUGUUUUGCUGCUUUUACUAUUUGUAUGAUAUUUGCAUUCAUAACAGCAACACGUUUUCAAUAUUCAUACCAUACAAAUGAACAAGUACCAUUAAGUGUAUUAAAUCAAGAUUUAAAACGAACUGUAUAUCCAACAACAAAAUUAAGUACAGAUGAACAUAAUAUACAUAGUAUUAUUAAUGACGAAGAACAAGUACAAAUUAAUGUAAAAGAACAACAAUAUAAGUUAUCAAAUACAAUGAAAUUAAUGCAAAUUAUACAAGUAUUUAUGGGAUUAAAAAAUGGAACAUUCCUUUUUAUUGCAUGGUGGAUGGGCUGUGGUGUUGGUCUUGUAUUUACAUUUCUAUUUUGGCAUUUACAAGAUCUUGGUGGAUCACCAACACUUUUUGGUGUGGCUUCAGUUAUAAAUCAUACAAGUGAAUUAUUUGCUUAUUUUUUCUUACAUGAACUUAUUUAUCGUUUUGGCCAUAUAAAAAUUCUUUAUUUGGGUUUAUUAGGCAAUUUUAUUCGUUUUGUUUAUAUAUCAAUUAUAACAAAUCCAUGGUGGGUGCUACCAUUUGAAUUUAUUCAAGGAUUAACUCAUGCUGCUGUUUGGGCAACAGCUUGUUCAUAUUUAUCUCAAGCAGUACCAGAAAAUUUACGUUUAUCAUGUCAAGGUGUUUUACAAGGUUUUCAUUUUGGUUUCGGACGAGGAUGUGGAUCUCUAUUUGGUGGAUUUUUUGCUUCAUAUUUUGGUACUGAUAUAACAUUUCGUGCAUAUGGUAUUAUAUGUUUAAUAUUUAUGUGUUUAUUUAUGUAUAUUAAUAAACGUCAUCAUCAACAAAUUGUUAGUGGUUAUGGACAAAAUAUAAAUGUUGAUGAUCCUCAUCAAUUUAUGGGUAAUUCACCUCUUCUUGCUCCAUAUGGUGCACCAGCAAAUCCAAAAUGGCAAACUAAAUUCUCUUCAGGUUUAACAGCUGGUAUUAAACAAGAUCAAUUACAUUCAACUCCAAUACCACCAUUUGAUACACAAACAACGACAGGAACCGUUUCUAGAGAUUAUCAUUAUGGUUAUUAA
Molecule: messenger RNA, 2361 nt
Organism: Rotaria sp. Silwood1
Lineage: Eukaryota; Metazoa; Rotifera; Eurotatoria; Philodinida; Philodinidae
Source: the annotation of a GenBank genome assembly